UCCGGAGUGCGGCAGCCUGUUUCUCCUCUGAAGUUGGCUCCAGCCUUAGCAGCCGCAUUGGAUCCCACAGCCUAUUGCGAGACUCCGGUAUACAAUCCGGAUCUCUGCCCCAACAUGAUCGCGGCCCAGGCCAAGCUGGUGUAUCAUCUGAAUAAAUACUACAACGAGAAAUGCCAAGCCAGGAAAGCUGCCAUCGCCAAAACGAUCCGAGAAGUCUGCAAAGUGGUGUCGGACGUGCUGAAGGAGGUGGAGGUGCAGGAGCCUCGCUUCAUCAGUUCCUUGAACGAGAUGGACAACCGCUACGAGGGGUUGGAAGUCAUCUCCCCCACGGAGUUUGAAGUCGUGCUGUAUCUGAACCAAAUGGGGGUUUUCAACUUCGUGGACGACGGUUCCUUGCCGGGCUGCGCUGUGUUAAAGUUAAGCGACGGGCGCAAGAGGAGUAUGUCCCUCUGGGUGGAGUUCAUCACGGCGUCUGGCUACCUCUCCGCUCGCAAAAUCCGGUCCAGAUUUCAGACUCUGGUGGCUCAAGCCGUGGAUAAGUGCAGUUACAGAGACGUGGUAAAGAUGGUGGCGGACACCAGCGAAGUGAAGCUAAGAAUCAGGGAUAGGUACGUCGUGCAGAUCACUCCGGCGUUCAAAUGCACGGGGAUCUGGCCGCGGAGUGCUGCCCACUGGCCGCUUCCCCACAUCCCCUGGCCGGGACCCAACCGGGUGGCGGAGGUCAAGGCGGAAGGCUUCAACCUCUUGUCCAAGGAGUGCCACUCUCUGGCCGGCAAGCAGAGCUCGGCCGAGAGCGAUGCCUGGGUGCUGCAGUUCGCGGAAGCCGAGAACAGACUGCAGAUGGGCGGCUGCAGGAAGAAAUGCCUCUCUAUCCUCAAAACCUUACGGGACCGUCACCUGGAGCUGCCGGGCCAGCCCCUGAAUAAUUAUCACAUGAAGACUCUGGUUUCAUACGAAUGCGAAAAGCAUCCCCGGGAAUCGGACUGGGACGAGUCGUGCCUGGGGGACCGGCUCAACGGGAUUUUACUGCAGCUCAUCUCCUGCCUCCAGUGCAGGAGGUGCCCGCAUUACUUCUUGCCCAACUUAGACCUCUUUCAGGGCAAACCUCACUCGGCCCUGGAAAACGCGGCCAAACAAACGUGGCGACUGGCUAGGGAAAUACUUACCAACCCGAAAAGUUUGGAGAAACUUUAGAGGGCAACUAUAAAACCCGCCUGACCGAUAAAUCUGCUUAUUUGCCGAUGAAGUUUAAGCUGCCUGUUCGAAAAGUCAAAUAUUUCCACCUGACAAUGCAA
Molecule: messenger RNA, 1295 nt
Organism: Calypte anna (Anna's hummingbird)
Lineage: Eukaryota; Metazoa; Chordata; Aves; Apodiformes; Trochilidae
Gene: MAB21L1
Product: mab-21 like 1
Exons: 2
Coding region: 115-1194 (359 amino acids)
Source: RefSeq, a predicted model, not a curated record